This is a messenger RNA of Fopius arisanus, 967 nucleotides long. RefSeq lists its product as uncharacterized. The transcript has 3 exons. Lineage: Eukaryota; Metazoa; Arthropoda; Insecta; Hymenoptera; Braconidae. The record is from RefSeq and is a predicted model, not a curated record. The annotation marks the transcript as partial.
UCCGUGGAUCUCUUUAAUAUCUGACUGAUAAUAAUCACUGAUUAGGGGGGGGCGGGGGGUCAGGGGUCAUCAGUCAAUCUGAUUUCAUUGAGAUAGGGCGUCUCGACGGAGACGGGGACAUCCGUCGGAUUGAAAAUAAAGUUGAGAGGCACCGGGCCUGCGACGGGCCCGGUUGCCCCCCCCUUUUUCUUUUAUCCGAUUAACUCAGCCCCCUCAGCACUUCUUUUCCAUUUUUUUUUUGGGGAUGUGUUUUGGGGUUGUGGAGGGAUUCCAGUGGAGAUGCCUCGUGGCAGCCAGUGCCCUGGACUCUUUUAUGAGCUUCGGGGAGUUUCGGUGACUCGUGAUGCACGAGACAGAAGGAAAAAAUGCUCAACACCGGGUGAAAAUAUGAAAAUAGGGGUAUGUGAAAAUAGCGGGAAGAACAGGUGAAAUGAACCGAGUGAAAGUGAAGGAGAUAAAUUGAGAAAAUAAAUAAAGAGAAUAAUAAAUUAGUGAUAAUUUCGAAUGGUUGAGGGUGGUAAAAGUGGUAAAAGGGAGAGGCGACGACGAAAGAGACGAAAACCGGAGGAGGUGCGUCAGAGGAGUGCAAAAGUGGCGUCGUUAACGCAUGAGUCCCGGGGGACUCGGACCCGUCGACGUACAAACGGCGGUUCAUUGUCAAGUCGAGGUAGUGCUGGUAUGCAGUGCGGUCUUUGCGCUGUACUCGCUGGAUUAUUCAGAAGGGCAAUGUGCAUUGCGGGUAGUAGAAGAGGAUCUGGUGAAUCUUGCUAUCAGGAAUUGACCACUGAACAACAGGUUAUGAUUGAUCAGAAGACGUGCGAGGUGGGGGUCACUAUCACGAGUGCAACACCCGAGAGAACCUCGUCGUUUACCCACAGAUGUGUACGGGAUGUCAUUCCUGAGACAUCAAGUGCUGAAGUGACUGCUGAUAGCCCCGAGGAUGAUGCACUCUUCGUCCGAAUUUCUG